Molecule: messenger RNA, 2055 nt
Organism: Vigna unguiculata (cowpea)
Lineage: Eukaryota; Viridiplantae; Streptophyta; Magnoliopsida; Fabales; Fabaceae
Product: FAD/NAD(P)-binding oxidoreductase family protein
Molecular function (GO): oxidoreductase activity
Source: RefSeq, a predicted model, not a curated record
CAUAAACCCACACCUUGCAAAUCCGCGAACCCUGUAAACCCCCCACAAUAAUAUUAAAACCAUGAUACUUUCAUAAUUAACACAAAUCUAAACAUUAAUACAAUGUGGCGAAGGAGCUUCAGCAGCAGCACUGCCACCGCCACUCUCAAGGGCAAGAAAUGGGACGCGCUGAUAAUCGGCGGAGGCCACAACGGCCUCACAGCGGCGGCAUACCUGGCGCGCGGAGGCCUGUCAGUGGCGGUCCUGGAGCGCCGCCACGUGAUCGGAGGCGCCACCGUGACAGAGGAGCUUGUUCCGGGGUUCAAGUUUUCGCGGUGCAGUUACCUCCAAAGCCUUUUGAGACCGUCCAUUAUAAAGGAAUUGGAGUUGGGGAAGCAUGGCUUGAAGCUUCUGAAGCGCAAUCCGUCGUCGUUCACGCCCUGCCUUGAUGGACGCUACCUUCUUUUGGGACCCGAUAAGCAACUCAACCACUCUGAGAUAUCCAAAUUCUCGCUCGCAGAUGCUGAGGCUUAUCCAAGAUAUGAGAGUCAGCUUGAGAACUUCUCUAAGUUCAUGGAUCUAGUGCUGGAUUCGCCUCCACCUGAAUCUGUGCAGCAUAAAGCGUCUAUUAAUGAAAAGUUGAAGAAUAAAAUACAGAAUUCUGUAUUUUGGGCGAGUUGUCUGCGGCAUGUGUCUUCCUUGGGACAAAAGGAUAUGGUGGACUUUAUGGACCUUCUGUUGUCCCCAGCUUCUAAAGUUUUGAAUAACUGGUUUGAGGCAGAUGUUCUGAAGGCAACCCUUGCAACUGAUGCCGUGAUUGGCAGUACGGCCAGUGUCCACGACCCAGGAAGUGGCUAUGUUCUGCUACAUCAUGUGAUGGGAGAAACUGAUGGGGAUCGUGGUAUUUGGUCAUAUGUUGAAGGUGGAAUGGGCUCAGUAUCCAAGGCUAUUGGUAAUGCUGCUACUGAAGCUGGAGCGCAUAUUGUGACCAAUGCUGAGGUGUCUCAGUUGUUGAUUGAAAAUUCUAGCACUGUCUGUGGGGUGACUCUGGCUGAUGGUACUGAAGUGCAUUCUUCAAUUGUUUUGUCCAAUGCAACUCCAUAUAAAACUUUCAUUGAAUUAGUGCCUGAUGAUGUACUCCCCGAUGAUUUUGUCCGUGCCAUUAAGCACUCUGACUACAGUUCUGCGACUACAAAAAUAAAUGUAGCUGUUGAUAAAUUGCCCGAAUUUCGUUCUUGCAAGUUAGAUCAUCCUCAUGCUGGCCCACAGCACGUCGGCACAAUUCAUAUAGGUUCAGAAAGCAUGGAGGAUAUUCACUCCGCUUGUCAAGAUGCAGCUAACGGAACACCAUCGAGAAGACCGGUUAUUGAGAUGACAAUUCCCUCCGUACUGGACAAAACUAUUUCUCCACCUGGUAAGCAUGUGAUUAACCUGUUUGUGCAGUAUACACCAUACAAACCAUUGGAUGGUGACUGGCAAGAUCAUGAUUACAGAGAAUCGUUUGCAAAAAAAUGCUUCACGUUGAUUGAUGAAUAUGCUCCGGGCUUCAGCACAUCAAUCAUUGGUUAUGACAUGCUGACUCCACCAGAUCUUGAAAGGAUAAUCGGCUUAACAGGAGGGAAUAUAUUCCAUGGUGCUAUGGGGUUGGAUUCCCUUUUCCUCAUGCGACCUGCAAAGGGGUGGUCAAACUACAAGACUCCGCUUCAAGGGUUAUAUUUGUGCGGAAGUGGAGCACAUCCUGGUGGUGGAGUUAUGGGAGCACCUGGACGUAACGCUGCUCGUUUAGCUCUUCAAGAUGUGAGAGAAAAAAUUUAAGUGGUGAUAGUGGUCCUCAAUUAUGCCCACAUUGUUACUUCUGCAAACUGGCUUGGAAAAGGAUGGCUCUUCCAUUGGAAUUAUUUGCAGUAACUAUUGCAAAACUUGGAACGCAGUAGAUGGAAGAAUCAACACAAUUAUUUAUCAAAUUGGAUGAUCUGCAUAACAACGAUGCAGAACUAAACAUGGAUUUCAGAAAACUAGAACUUGUAAUUCUGAGAUGAUUUUUGGUAUCUGUUUCAAUGCAAUGAUUUCAGUAAA